Penicillium brasilianum is the source of this 774-nucleotide messenger RNA. The record is from the annotation of a GenBank genome assembly. NCBI's taxonomy places the organism in Eukaryota, Fungi, Ascomycota, Eurotiomycetes, Eurotiales, Aspergillaceae.
AUGGUCUCGGACCUGGAGGCUGCGCGCAUUACUUCGCUACCGGAAGAUGCAUUCUACAUACCGAAUUUCAUCUCCGAAGAAGAGGAGCAGAUCUUGCUUCAAAGGAUAUCUUCAGCACCACUCCCCCGCUGGACCCAUCUGACCCACCGGCGCCUCCAAACCUGGCCCUCCGCUCUAACAAAAACAAACACCCUCCUCUCCUCCCCACUGCCACCGUGGUUGAUAACCCCCAUUAUCGAACCCCGCUUCGAACAACUAGGCAUCUUCGCCGACGCACCGCACUCCGCACCGAACCAUGUCUUGAUCAACGAGUACCGUCCCGGUCAGGGGAUUAUGCCGCAUGAGGAUGGACCGGCCUAUUAUCCGCUCGUGGCGACUGUGAGCCUGGGGGCGGCUAUCGUGUUGGAUCUGUAUGAUAAGGAGAGCGAGAAGGAAGAGGGCGAGGAAGGGAGUAUAAGAGAGGAAAAGGCAGAGCCAGAGCCGGAGCCGGAGGCCGAUUCUCUGCGAAUACCACGAUUCCGGGUGUUACAGGAGAGGAGGAGUUUAUUGGUUACUCGGGGCAAGAUGUAUUCGGAUUUCUUACAUGGGAUUGCGGAGAGAGUAGUGGAUGGCGAUUUGGGGGCUGAGACUAUUUGUAAUUGGGGGUUGUUGGGGGACAAGGAUGGGUUUUGGGGAGGAUCGUAUGAGAGGGUGACGAGGACGAGUUUGACAUAUCGGGAUGUUUUGAAGGUUGCCAAGGUGGGAAAUACGCUGAAAUUCUUGGGUGGUCGGUGA